AUGGACAACCACUACUACGCCGGCGGCUGCAUGGGCGGCGCCACUGAUCGCUCCUGCAGCUCCUCUUCCUCCUUCUCGUCCUGGGACUCGUUUCCCUCCGACAUGAGCAACGGCGAGACGAUUGAGGUGGAGACGAGGCAGCCGAAGAAGCCAGCGGCCUCGGCGUUCAUCGGUGUUCGUGCACGGCCGUGGGGACGGUUCGCGGCGGAGAUCCGGGACUCUACGCGGGGAGGCGCGCGGGUGUGGCUGGGCACCUUCGGCACCGCCGAGGCCGCCGCCAUGGCCUACGACCAAGCGGCGCUGUCCUCACGGGGCGCCGCCACGGCGCUCAACUUCCCCUUGGAGCGCGUCCAGGAGUCGCUCCAGGCACUUGGCGCCACCGGCACAGGCGUGGUCGGCUCGCCCGUGUUGGCGCUCAAACGGCGCCACUCCAAGAGAAGGAGGCGGAGCAAGGCCGAGCUAGCGAACGACGCGGCGACAUGCAUGAGGAGGAGCAAGGUCAUAGCCAAGCAGAAGAAGUUCACUGUGGAGCUGGAGGACCUCGGCGCCGACUAUCUCGACGAGCUUCUCAGGAUUACUUGUAGUACAGCUUACUACUAG
Messenger RNA from Hordeum vulgare subsp. vulgare (domesticated barley), 600 nucleotides. Its product is annotated as ethylene-responsive transcription factor 15-like. The record is from RefSeq and is a predicted model, not a curated record. Lineage: Eukaryota; Viridiplantae; Streptophyta; Magnoliopsida; Poales; Poaceae. Gene Ontology annotation, biological process: ethylene-activated signaling pathway; regulation of DNA-templated transcription. The transcript has a single exon. The coding region runs from base 1 to 600 and encodes 199 amino acids. Gene Ontology annotation, molecular function: DNA binding; DNA-binding transcription factor activity.